Molecule: messenger RNA, 1447 nt
Organism: Gigantopelta aegis
Lineage: Eukaryota; Metazoa; Mollusca; Gastropoda; Neomphalida; Peltospiridae
Exons: 3
Coding region: 421-1281 (286 amino acids)
Source: RefSeq, a predicted model, not a curated record
GUUUUUAUUUCGCAAAAUCACUAAAGUGGCAGAUCGAAAUACCCGUCAAAACGAUGAAUGAUUUCAAAUGAGUAUUAAGGACUCAUAGUUUUAAGCUUGCAGGUAAGAAGAAAUGGAAAGCUAAAUUUCAUCGCAAAAAUUCUACGCCAAGACGUUUUCUUCCGGAUCUAUGGCCACCUCAGCUGAUUUCAGUGACGACAUAUCCUGUAUAAUCUGUCUGAACAUAUUUACGAAUCCACGGUCCUUAACAAGACUGGCAUUAGGAGCACAUUCAGUUGUCCAAUCUGCAGAGACCGUGCCAAACUCGUCCGCAGAAAUGAGGUUCAAGACAAGACUGAGUCCCUGGCGGAACAAUUCCCAAUUAACUACGCACUCGUCAAGAUCAUCGAUGUUAUACAGAAAUUACAACCACCGUCAUCCAUGAAUGCAUCAAGUAAAUCCAGACACACACUCCGACAGAUAGAUCGAGAAAAAGACAGUCUCCAGCUUGUUACUACCAUAAAUGCAAGUCACAGCUCUGAUACAUUCAGCCCCAUUCUGACAGCCAGUGAUGUGCUACAUGUUGGCACUUCAGUAAAAAUACUAGUCGCAGACAACAACAACCACUGUGUCAAGUCCUUCAACCACGACGGCACACUGCACUGCAUCUACAAACCUAACGGUAUACCUGAAGGUCUUGUUAAGUUUCGUGACAACGAGGUAGUAGUAACUCUAACACGACAGAAGGAGAUCGUGUUUCUGAAGGUUAACGACAAAGACAUCACACUGACAAAAAGAGUGACAACUGAGAAGCAUUUUACAAUGAUAACUGUCUUACCGAACUUCAAUCUGGCCGCUGUUGAAGAUUGUUCAGGUGGUCUGCUUUAUGACAUUAUGGACCAGGACUGUCGUGUAAUCUGGUGUGCACAUGAUAUUUUACCACAUGCCUAUCUUGAAUAUCUCACUGUGAUUGAUGAUUGUCUGCUGAUUGGGUCUAUGGGUUGUUACGAGUGUGCUAGAGGUGUGAAAUGUGUAACAACAUCAGGUGACAAAUGGGCGACUAACAAUGAAACUGGGCUUAUGAGCAGUGGCGGCAUCACAUGCGACGCCAAGGGGUUCAUUUAUGUUGCUAAUCCUGACAGACAUUCAGUUGUUCAGCUGACAUCCAGUGGUCAAUUCGUACAUAACAUCCUCACCCAGGACCACUUGUCUUGUCCCAAGCCUAUCUGUUUCUACCAUGAUCAGCUGUAUGUGGGUGAGAAAAAUGGCGAAAUAAAAGUAUUUACCUGGAAGACAAAAUGAAAUGAAAUGAAAUACAAGUGGAAAUGAAUGAUGUAUGUUUAACAACGUCAAGCAUAUUUUAACCUGCGGCUAAAAGAUGCCCACCAUAGUGAUAACUGUGACUCGGUCUGCAAAGUGAGAACAAAAUUCUGCUGUAGCCAUUUUCCAGACAGACUAUAUGUAUAUG